Messenger RNA from Mycena citricolor, 2019 nucleotides. Lineage: Eukaryota; Fungi; Basidiomycota; Agaricomycetes; Agaricales; Mycenaceae. The record is from the annotation of a GenBank genome assembly.
CGGACGUCCAGCAUCUUCGUUGUCUCUCCCUCCUCUCCCCACCCUUCCACUGCAUGGGCACAUCGACGGUCUCCUCUCAGACCGAUGCCCCACCCGCCGAACGCCCCCUCUGGCGCUCCGUGUUGCUCGUGGGCGUCUGCACGCUCGCCAUGAUCACGAAUGUGCGGGGCGGGUUUUACGUCGAUUAAGCUUCCCAUUGACUACCGCGCUUCUGCAGCUCGCGUCCUCGACGGCGGUGUCGGUGUUCAUACCCGUGAUAGCAAGGGAUCUACAGAUCGCGGAGAGCCAGCUACAGUGGCUCGUGUCGGCGUUCUCGCUCUCGUCGGGCUGCUUCCUCCUCCUGCUAGGCCGCAUCGCCGACCUCUACGGCCGCAAGAAGCUCUAUGUCGCGGGCACGCUCUACCUUGGCCUUCUCUCGCUCGGGUGCGGAUUUGGGAAGUCGGCGACGGUGCUGUACGUCCUACGCGGACUCCAGGGGCUCGGUCCUGCGGCGUUCGUUCCCGCCUGUCUGGGUAUCCUGGCUCACGCGUUCCCUCCCUCGCGCGCACGCGCAAUCGCAUUCGCGACGUUCUCGGCCGGGGCACCGAUCGGGGGUGCGCUGGGAACCCAGAUUGGCGCGCUGCUCACGCAGUAUACAGAAGCCUCUUGGCGUUCCCCUUUCUAUCUCAUCGCCGGGCUCGGAGUGCUCUGCGCCGUCGGCGGCGUGCUAAUCAUCGAUCCAGACGUUCCCAGCACCGAGGCCGAUCGGCGGGUUGAUUGGCUGGGUGGGUUCCUUGUCACUGCCGGAUUGGUCUUGCUCGUAUUCGUGCUCGGACAAGGCUCUAUCGCCACCGAUGGGUGGCGGACCGGCUACAUCAUCGCGAUACUGGUGGUCAGCCUCGUGCUCAUUGGGUUGUUUAUUGCAUGGCAGCACUACCUUGAGAAGAAUGCUGCGACACAGCGUCCCCCGCUGAUGAAGCUCUCGAUGUGGAAGCGGGCCGAUGGCAAAUUUGCAGCGAUGCAGGUGAUCGCGUUCUUCCAGUGGGCGGCAUUUUUGUCUUGGUUCUUCUGGGCGCAGGUCUACUACGAGGACUACAUGAAACUAAGCCCCAUCCUUACUGCUAUCCGAAUGCUGCCGAUGACCAUUACCGGCGCCCUGUGCAACUUGUUCGUCGUGCUGGUCAUUGCCCGCAUGCCGCUUGUCGUUCUCAUAUGCACCGGUACACUAGUCACCGGCAUCGCCUCGCUGUUAUUCGCGCUCAUAGACCCCGCUGCGCCGUACUGGGCGUUCGGUUUCCCCGCCACGAUCACCGCCGUAUUCGGUGCUGACUUUGUCUUCGCGGCAGGCACGAUCUUUGUCGCCAAGGUAUCCUUGCCACACGAACAAAGUCUCGCAGGCGGGCUGUUUCAGACUCUGACCCAGCUCGGUACCGCGUUCGGUCUGGCCAUCUCUACGAUCGCGUUCGAUGCUAUUGCACCUGUGGGUGGAGGUCCUCCACCGAUCAAAGCAUAUCGGGUGGCUCAGUGGACCGCUUUUGGCAUGGCUAUGCUCUGCACUGUGAUCGGUGCUGUCUUCCUCAGGGGCGUAGGGCCAGUGGGUGCCCCGGAUCCGGUCGUAAAACAAACCGAGCCGGACGACGGUGCGCCUGUAGAGACGGAAAAAAUAGAAGUUUAUUCCUAAUGACUUACCGAACGGCUAAACGCCUGAGCACCAUGUCAUCUCGAGCCGUGAGAGAAUGGGCACGAGAAGCAGAUUCCCGUCGCCCUGGCUAUUGUGGGAGAGCGAAGUACCGGGAAUAGUGACAUGAUCCGGCUAAAUGUACUCCUCUGUAUGGAGGCUCGGAAGGCCCUGCUCACAACCGAGACAGUUGACGUUGAUAGGCGAUGUAAGGACCCCAUGCGCACGAUGACAUGCUCCUUUUACGUACAUUUUCAAAUGUUAAUUCUAACGCACAUCGGGUUUAAGCCCUGGAUUUUUGUCCAACCCGUAUGGUGCGGUCGACUUAGAGACCACUACUUGGGAAAAGACUGCCAAAUCAG